Exserohilum turcica Et28A is the source of this 252-nucleotide messenger RNA. RefSeq lists its product as uncharacterized. The record is from RefSeq and is a predicted model, not a curated record. Lineage: Eukaryota; Fungi; Ascomycota; Dothideomycetes; Pleosporales; Pleosporaceae. The coding region runs from base 1 to 252 and encodes 83 amino acids. The transcript has a single exon.
AUGCUGGCGUCGCCUUCCGAUGCUCGCAACGCUGUCGUGGCCAUGCUAUCCAGAUGCCCUACUCGCUACAUGGGCCAUGCAACCCGUCCAGAUACGGCAAACUCACCUCCCGCCGGCGUACACCUGUCAAGACUCUUUGGGAAAUUGCGUCAUCAAAUACCACAAGGCAUGGGGGUGUGGAAGGCUGAUCCUCCGCGUGCUGCGGAUCGCCUGCCGCUUCCUCGCGAAGGCCAGCGCCUUGUAGCUGUUUAA